UGCCUUGCCAGUCUGUAAGUACCAUCAAUCAUUGCACCACGCAAUGAACACCGUCACGUUCGAACCCGUCCUGCCGGAUGGAAUCCCAGAUGCUCGUGAAUUUAUUCUGCAGUAUUUCUACCCUUUCGAACCGAUGAACCGGGCCUACAUCAACGGGAAGGAACCGGCCCAGGAAGACGUAGAAUUUACUGUUGCCUAUCUGAAGCAAGGCUUAGGAAUCAGAGCAGUUGACGGUAGUGGACGAAUUAUUGGGCUUUCGCUGGAAUACAUUGGAGAGGAGAGUGAUGUACAUGCCAUGCUGGACGAGGCCAAGGAGCAGAAGUGGGCCGAUGUGCUGCAAUUUUUGGCAUACGUGCAGCAGGAGGCAAACGUUCCGGAAAAGUACGAAGCACCUUAUGAGAUUCAGAUGGUAGCGGUUCAUCCGGAUUACCAGGGCAGAUCGAUUGCCAGGGAGCUAGUGAAGAGACAAAUCGAGUUGGCCAAACGGCGAGGAUUCGUCGCGGUGUACGUAGAUUGCUCCAGUGUAUUUACGGCAAAAAUUAUGAAAAAGCUGGGCUUUGAGUGCAUUCAUAAGAUUGCACUUGCCGACUAUCGAAACAAAGAGGGCUUGCAGAUCUUUCAACCAGACAACGAGAUCCACACCGAGAUGCAAUCAUUUUUCAAAACAAUAUAAUUGGUUCUGCUGGCAGUGCAUCGAUGCAUCUGGUACCAUGUAAAGCAUUUAUGCCCAGAUAAUUACAGGUACAGCUGCUGCUCGGUAAAUUGAACAGAAAGAAAAUACACUCGUUAUCGAAUGUAUAGAUA
Molecule: messenger RNA, 804 nt
Organism: Ochlerotatus camptorhynchus
Lineage: Eukaryota; Metazoa; Arthropoda; Insecta; Diptera; Culicidae
Product: arylalkylamine N-acetyltransferase-like 2
Exons: 1
Coding region: 44-673 (209 amino acids)
Molecular function (GO): N-acetyltransferase activity
Source: RefSeq, a predicted model, not a curated record